AUGAGGUAAUGGAGAGCUUGAUGGGGCCUUUACCUUGACAUUUCUCUGCAUACCUUUCUUCUGGGUUCGGACCCAGUCAAUACUCAAUAGAGAUUACUUUCUUUAUAUCACCCAUCUGUUUAUAUCCCCUUCCUAUCUCCUCCCACCUCCUUCCUCCGCCACAACAAACCAUGUCCAUACUCACCGGAAACCUCUUCUUCUUCUUCUCUUUUAUUUUCAUAUACUUUAUCACCACCAUCACCUUAGCUCAACCCCCCGAUUUCCUGUCCUAUUUCUGCGAUAGCGAUAUGAACUACACGGCAAACAGUGCAUAUCAAAGAAAUCUCGACACCACACUCGCCGUCCUCCCCACCACCAACUCCGGCUUCGGUUUCUUCAACCGUUCCACUGGAGAAGGCAUCAACAGAGUCAACUCAGUCGCCCUGUGUCGAGGCGAUGUCAAUCCAGAUUCGUGUCUCAGUUGUGUGAAUGACUCCAUUGUUAAGUUGCGAGAAAUCUGUCCUAACCAAAAGGAAGGAAUAGGAUACUACGACUACUGUAUGUUGAAGUACUCCAACGCUACAAUAUUGAGAAACACUGCGAUAAGGUUUUAUGUGUAUCUGGCUAACCCUAAUAACGCUUCAAAUAUUAAUCAGUUCAAUAACGCUCUUAGUCCAUUGAUGGAGAACUUAACAGUCAGGGCGGCUUCCGGCGGUCCGGCACUGAAGUUUGCCAGCGGAAACACCUCCGGCCCGGAUUUCACAAGAAUCUAUGCGCUUGUGCAGUGUACUCCAGAUUUAUCGGAACUGCAGUGUAGUAAUUGUUUGUCGGAUGCCAUUAGUCGGAUCGGGGUUUGGUUUAAUGGGAAAGUAGGAGGGAGAAUUUUACUACCGAUGUGUACUUUCAGGUAUGAGAUAUAUAGGUUUUUUAAUGAGAGUUCUCUAGUCGUCGGCCCACCACCAUCUUCGCCACCACCACCACCGAUUUUGUCGCCAUCGCGGCCCAUUCCACCGCCACCAGGGAAAUCGAAGAACAACACAACACAAACUGUCAUAAUAAUUGUUAUAGCAGUCGGCACUGCUAUAAUAAUUGCUUCCAUAUGUAUCUUCAUAGCACUGAAGAGAAAGAAAAAGCAAAUGCCACCGCCACCUCUUCAACAGCCUGAAAAUAGUGAGACUGGAACUAUGGAUAUUGGUGCUGCUGAUGCGCUACAAUACAACUUUAGCAUAGUCAGAGCAGCAACCAAUGAUUUCUCAAAAGAGAAUAAGCUUGGACGAGGUGGAUUUGGUGUAGUUUACAAGGGUAAGCUUGAAGAUGGACAGGAAGUAGCAGUAAAGAGACUAGGAAGAGAUUCCGGGCAAGGUGACGUGGAAUUCAAGAAUGAGGUUUUGCUAGUUGCAAAGCUUCAACAUCGUAAUUUGGUUAGACUGCUUGGUUUUAGUAUAGAAGGAAGUGAGCGACUUCUCAUUUACGAGUACUUGCCAAAUGCAAGUCUUGAUCAAUUUAUAUUUGAUCCAACUAAACAUUUUGGGAUGGCAAGACUAUUUAAACCUGAAGAAACUCAAGGUGACACUAGUCGAAUCGUUGGAACCUAUGGUUAUAUGGCACCCGAAUAUGCCAUGCAUGGGCAAUUCUCAGUGAAAUCAGAUGUGUUUAGUUUUGGAGUGUUAGUACUAGAGAUGGUAACAGGUCAAAAAAACCAAUGCUUUAGGAAUGGAGAUAGCGUCGAAGACCUUCUAAGCUUUGCAUGGAAAAGUUGGCGAAAUGGGACGGUGACAGAUAUGAUUGAUCCCACAUUGAAAACGGGAUCAGGUUCAUUGCGUGACGUUAUUAGAAGUAUCCACAUUGGGUUAUUAUGUGUCCAAGAAAAUGUUAUUGACAGGCCAACCAUGGCUUCUGUUGUUCUUAUGCUUAAUAGCUUCUCUAUCACGCUCCCCGUACCAUCAGAACCUGCAUUUUUCAUGCGCAGUACCAUUGAUCCUGAAAUGCCGCAUCUUAGUGAAUUUAGUUCUUCAAAUUCAGGGAGCAGUGGUUUUGGGAAACCAAAAAUAUCAAAAUCAAAAUCAAGAUCAUCUCAAGUUUCACUAAAUGAUGUUUCAAUAUCUGAGAUCAUUCCUAGAUAAAUGUUUGCACUGCACUUGAUCUGAUUACAUAUAUUUCUUUUAUGUUUGAUUUUGAUUAAGGGUAUAAUUUUGAACUUACUAGUUUAAACUUGGAUGUACUAUUUAUUAUAAAACAUAAGUUUUAAUU
This is a messenger RNA of Lactuca virosa, 2229 nucleotides long. The record is from the annotation of a GenBank genome assembly. Lineage: Eukaryota; Viridiplantae; Streptophyta; Magnoliopsida; Asterales; Asteraceae.